Molecule: messenger RNA, 1662 nt
Organism: Neoarthrinium moseri
Lineage: Eukaryota; Fungi; Ascomycota; Sordariomycetes; Amphisphaeriales; Apiosporaceae
Exons: 4
Coding region: 1-1662 (553 amino acids)
Biological process (GO): transmembrane transport
Cellular component (GO): membrane
Molecular function (GO): transmembrane transporter activity
Source: RefSeq, a predicted model, not a curated record
AUGACACUAGACAAGCAGAUUCACAAUGCUCGCAUUGUCUCGAGCGUCGCUGCCACCCUGAUAUCAUUGGCGUGUGGAACGAAUUAUGUAUACUCAGCAUGGGCCCCCCAAUUCGCCGACCGGCUACUUCUCUCCGCCACCGAGAGCAACUUGAUCGGUCUCUUUGGAAACCUGGGCAUGUACUCCGCGGGCGUGCCCGUCGGGAUGCUGGUUGAUUCGCGAGGGCCUCGGCCCGCCGUCAUCCUCGGCUCCGUGCUACUCGGAGUUGGAUAUUGGCCCUUGCACACUGCCUACAACGCCGGCCAUGGCUCCGUUUCCCUCAUGUGUUUCUUCUCUUACCUGACUGGGUUGGGGGGCUGCCUGGCCUUCGCCGCUGCCGUGAAAACAUCCGCCCUGAACUGGCCACAUCACCGCGGCACGGCCACGGCCUUUCCCCUGGCAGCCUUCGGUCUCAGCGCUUUUUUCUUUGCUUUGGUUGGAUCCAUCUUCUUCCCCGGCGACCCCGGUCGUUUCUUGGAGCUGCUUGCCGCAGGCACUUUCGGCAUCACCUUCAUUGGCUUUUUCUUCUUGCGCGUCUACCCGCACACUCAUUACCAUGCCGUUGCAUCGGGCGAUGACAGCAUGACGGACUCACAGCAGCUACACCGGACAACCUCACAUGACUCCAAGAACUCCCGCGUUAGCCGCGGGCCCCGUGUUGAACCUGGUAUGUCCACUAACACCACCAAUCAAGAAGGAACAACCUCAAACCCUCCCGUCAUUGCCGGCAGUCUAGACAGCUCAGCAGUUGAUGUUGAGGCUGCUGUUGCACCCAAAAGGACACCAGAAGAGGUCGAGGAAGCUGAGAUAGACGAGACCUCGUCUCUGAUGUCCCGGUCGACCUCGUCUUCUUCAUUACCCGGCGAUGUGUUAGUGCAGAGCAGUGUUGAUUUGGAUCGUUCUCAUCGUGUAGAUAUCCGCGGCUGGAAGCUCUUGAAGAACUGGGAGUUCUGGCAGCUGUUCAGUAUCAUGGCAAUUUUGUCAGGCAUUGGCCUCAUGACUAUCAACAACAUCGGAAAUGAUGUAACGGCUCUUUGGAAACAUUGGGACGAUUCGAUCGACGACAAAACUCUAGUCUUGCGGCAACAAUUGCACGUUUCCAUCCUCUCCAUCGGCAGCUUUGCAGGCAGACUGCUGAGUGGCGUGGGUUCGGACUUUCUCGUGAAAAUCGUUGGCGCCAGCCGGGUCUGGUGUCUUGUCAUCGCAGCAGCCAUCUUCUCCGUGGCGCAGGUCUGCGCGCUCAAUAUCACAAACCCCCAUAUGCUGGGUUUUGUGUCGGGCUUCAGUGGCUUGGGCUACGGCUUCCUCUUCGGCGUCUUCCCGUCUAUCGUUGCUGAGUCCUUUGGCAUCCAUGGACUUUCCCAGAACUGGGGUUUCAUGACACUUUCUCCCGUUUUGAGCAGCAACGUGUUCAACUUGUUCUAUGGCGCCAUCUUUGACGCCCACUCCAUUGUGGAGCCGGACGGCAGCCGAGACUGCACCGAGGGCUUGGAAUGCUACAGAGCUGCGUAUCUUGUGACCCUCGGCGCCUGCGCUGUAGGUGUUGUGGUCACUCUCCUUGUCAUUUGGGUGCAGAGAAGGGACCAGUUGAAGGAGAACAGCAAGGAUCGCGCUGAAGACUAA